Nerophis lumbriciformis (worm pipefish) is the source of this 855-nucleotide messenger RNA. Lineage: Eukaryota; Metazoa; Chordata; Actinopteri; Syngnathiformes; Syngnathidae. The record is from RefSeq and is a predicted model, not a curated record.
AUGUACACCUGUACGUUCAUUAAAUGGUUUCAUUACUUAGUGUACGAUCAAUAUGGCGCCUUCAUCCAAGUGUCCAACAUUCCUUUGCCGCCAGAUGGAACCAACUAUACCUCCUAUAAGUACGCAAAGGUUAUGACUAGUCAGUCCACACAGAAUCCUGAACAUAGCUUCACCACCAUAUUGGUGAAUGUUUAUCUAGGACUGGGUGCUGUGAUGCUCCUAACUACAGGAUACCUUAUUUAUAAACGGUAUGGGAGAAACUUGGCCACAUCACUGGGCUUUCAAAUGUUACCAUCAACCUCAGUGGACGUCCCCAUCAAUGUCCUUAUGGUGUAUCCCCCUGAGAAUGAAACUUUCCAGAGGGCUGUGAUAGCCUUGGCAGAAUUCCUGCAGAAGCACGCAGGCUGCAGCGUUGCAAUAGAUGUAUGGCAGCAAAACAAAAUUGCACAUGAUGGUCCCAUGUGCUGGCUGGCUGAACAAGUCAAAAUUGUGAAGCGCGUCCUCAUCGUUUGCCCAAUGUCAAGACAGCCUCCUGCCAUCCCCAACUUCACCCCCACAGGAGGACCAUCCAUACCAGCUGCUGCUCAAGAUCUUUACCCGCUGAUCCUCAACGUAGUGGCAAGCCACGCUAAGAGUUCUCGCGAGCUUGCUAAAUUCUGGGUGGUGCAGCUUGGGGAGCAGCAGAAGAUUUCUAGUAACCUGGCUCCGGAAUUGAGGACCUGCAAGGUUUUCUGUUUACUGAAAGAUCUUAAUAAACUUUGCGGGAGUCUGCACACUCAGGACCAAGUUGGAAAAAGAUUGCCUCUUGUGUUCAGACCAGGAACAAUUAACCAUAGGAAGAGCACAAGAGGAUGA